AUUGCCCACCCCAAUAUUGUGAAGCUAUAUGGAGCAUGUAAAGAACCUCCAACAGUGUGCCUUGUGAUGGAAUAUGCUGAGGGUGGAUCUUUGUACAAUGUGUUGCACGGGGCGGGUCCCCAGCCAACCUACACUGCCGCCCACGCUAUGAGCUGGGCCCUGCAGUGUGCUAAAGGGGUGGAGUACCUACACGGAAUGAAGCCCAAAGCUCUGAUUCACAGAGACUUAAAACCACCAAACCUGCUGUUGAUUAUGGGUGGGACCGUUCUGAAGAUCUGUGACUUUGGCACGGCCUGUGAUAUACAGACACACAUGACGAACAACAAAGGGAGUGCAGCCUGGAUGGCUCCCGAGGUCUUUGAAGGUAGUAACUACAGUGAAAAGUGUGACGUCUUCAGUUGGGGAAUCAUUUUCUGGGAGGUCAUCACGAGGAGGAAGCCUUUUGAUGAAAUCGGUGGCCCCGCCUUCAGAAUCAUGUGGGCUGUUCACAAUGGCACCAGACCACCUCUCAUCCGGAAUCUUCCUAAGCCACUGGAGAUAUUAAUGACCAGAUGUUGGCAUGGUAACCCAGCAGAAAGGCCAUCAAUGGCAGAAGUCUGUAGAAUCAUGACCUACAUGUUCCAGUUUUUCAGCGGUGCAGACAAACCCCUAGAGUACCCCCCGAUGAGUGAGUCCUCAGAUUCACCGGACUGGACAUUCAGCUCUCGUCCUAACAGUAUGGCCUUCAGUUCACCCCCCUCUACAUACAACACCUCGGCACCAGCGUCUGAGUCUCGCUCUGAUACCCUUAUCAACCCUGACCCCUACAUACAGGGUGACCCUCCUCCCAUACCACCCCGAGGAAACCCACCACCAGUGGUGGAGUACCAGAAUGAAGUUGGACGGGGACAAAUGAGUGCUCCGGCCUCACUAGCAGCCAGUCGAGAGAGUUUAGCAGAGGGGAGAGCUGGCACCCCAGAGCAGUACAAACGGUACUCGGCAGAUCUGACCCGCCUCAGUGAGGGGGAUAUCCUGACACAAGGCAGUAAUGGAAGUGGCAGCAGUACAGGCUCUCACAAAGGACAUCGUAGAACGGGAUCACAUGGUACAUACAUUUUGUUUUCUGGUGGGAACCCAUUGCAUAAUGUGCCAAUCGCAGGGCGAACUCACCGACGUGGCGGAUCAGACGAGGUGACCCAGAUCAGACUGGGAAUGUCCAGCUCCCCCGUGUUUGUCAAUGUUAACCCUUCCCAUCAACCCUUUGUCAGUCCCCCUAACAACAACAUUCCGCACGUCAACACUUUCCCCGGAACACUACACUCCCCCAACCACGAAAACACCAUCCCCCAGCGCUCCAUCUCUCACACGCCUCCCGAGUCGGAGCGGAUAGCCAAUGUGGGCCCCAGACACCAGUCGUGGACCCCAGAGAUGGGAAUUCAUCCAGUCCUACCCAGCAAUGGCCAGCAACCAGCAAACUCCACAGCCAGCGACCCCCAACAGACCACAGGAACUGGUUUGUCCAAUACAGAUGCAUUUGCGAUGAGCCUGGUUCUCCAGUCGUUAGACCACCAGUUACAGCCUCUUGCCCCAUGUCCUACCAGUGUAGAGUCAAUGGAGAUAUUUGAUCAACACUGUAAGUUAGCAGAGGAGUACCUUAAAGUACAGACAGAACUGUCCUUAUUGGUUCAGAGAAAGAAUGAUUUGAUUAAGGAAUUUGAGCAGGAUGAACACAAUCAAAUGUGUAGCACGCGCCUUGCCGAGGAGUUCAAGCAACUUCGAGAGGAAAACGAAAGCCUGACAUUGCUUCACAAAAAUCUAAAUCAGCAAGUUGAGCAAAUUAGACACGAGCAACAGAAGAGGCGCUGAAUAAACAAAGAGGAUAGAUUUUAUCCGUGGACAUCUAGGUUUAUGAUUUAAUUAGUGUUUGGUUGUAUGCCUUUGUUUACGUGGAGAAAUCAUUGAAUAUUUUUGUCGGUAGAUUGAUAUUCUCUUGAAAACAAUUAUAUCUAAGGCGAUAUAUGGGGAUUGCCGUUAUUUAUCCUCGAAAGUGCAUGUAUAUUGUUUUAUUGUUUCAUUCAGUGUACAUUGCUUUAUUGUUUUGGACUUUUUUUUUAAAAUCAAUUAUACGAACCACAGAGUUGUUUUUUAGCAUGGACGAAAUUUGUGCCAUACAUUAAUAAAAUGAUCAUUCUUUAUAAUAUUGAAUUGAUCUUUAAAAGAAAUUGAUAAUAUAAAUGGUUCUGUUGGUAUAAUUUAUGUAUUGUAGACCUUUAAUUUUACAAGUUGAAUGGAAUCAUUUUUUUUUUUUGGAAUGAUGCGAAAAAGAUAUUAGACAAUCUCUACAUGCAAUUUAUUGUCUUUAUAUGAAUAUAUGAUACAACACUAUGCAUACGACAGGGCAAAUUAUUCGGCCAGUGAUAGAUACAAUGUUAAUGUUAAAAAGAGAAAUACAUCGCUUGUUGUGAAAUUGAUAAAUGUAGCGGCUUUCUGGCAAAAAAUAUUUUUGAAACUGUUCUUGUGUUGAACUUUUUUUUUUACCUUUUAGAGAUUUUAAUCAUGUUAUUAUUAAACUUGGGAAUUGACUAAACCUGAAAAUGGACACUGUUUAAAUUCAGUGGGAUUUAUGUGCAAUGAAAUGUAGAUAUAUAUUAUAUGAAAUAAAUUUUUAUGACUUA
Saccostrea cuccullata (small rock oyster) is the source of this 2654-nucleotide messenger RNA. Its product is annotated as mitogen-activated protein kinase kinase kinase 7-like. The annotation marks the transcript as partial. Lineage: Eukaryota; Metazoa; Mollusca; Bivalvia; Ostreida; Ostreidae. Gene Ontology annotation, biological process: immune response; JNK cascade; protein phosphorylation. The record is from RefSeq and is a predicted model, not a curated record. The transcript is spliced from 17 exons. Gene Ontology annotation, molecular function: ATP binding; magnesium ion binding; MAP kinase kinase kinase activity.